Messenger RNA from Hippopotamus amphibius kiboko, 2778 nucleotides. It is a transcript of the gene FAM3A, whose product is annotated as FAM3 metabolism regulating signaling molecule A. Lineage: Eukaryota; Metazoa; Chordata; Mammalia; Artiodactyla; Hippopotamidae. Bases 1225 to 2184 code for a protein of 319 amino acids. The transcript is spliced from 11 exons. The record is from RefSeq and is a predicted model, not a curated record.
GCAGAGCAGCUGAGGAGGCCCCAGGUGGGCAGGACUAGAAGCCGGGCUUCAGCCAGCAGCGGGGAGGGAGGUCAGUGGCCUUGGUCCUCCUCCCAGUGCCUGUGGCCUAGAGAAGCAGCAGUAAGUAGCCCUGGUUCUCCGGGAGCUGAUGGCAUCAGCCUAGGGACUCACACGCUCCCCUGUAACGCUUUGGCUCCAGCGUGACUACAGAGGGUCUUGCCCUUGACUCUGUGGUACAGCCACAUGCCGCGAGCGGCGGAUGAGGCUUUGCAAAAGGCCCAGGAUGACACAGGAGCGCUGGACCCCAAGAUGGUGGCCCAGAAUGCGGAGGAGCAGGUCCUCAGAGCCGCAGCAAGGCCUUCUGCUCACCGCCAGGGGCUGCUGUGCUGCUCCUGGGACCUCAAACCCUCAAAAAAUCCGGGCCUGAGGGUGAUGUCAAACCCUCAGGAGAAAAACCAAAUGAAGGUGCAGGGGCCCUACCUGACCCCGCUGGGGUCUUCGUGCUCAGAGCCCCUCACAGAACCGCACAGACGCCUACCGACUUUGGGGGACCCAGUAGAGCUGUGUGCUGGGGAUAGCCCUCCCGGGAUCCCAGGCCCCUUGGGGAACCUUCUGGCAUGGCGUCUCCAAAGGGGACGCUUAGCAGCACGGAGGAUCCGUGCAGGGGCAAGAGCCUGAAGUGGAGAAGGACCUCGGCUCCUGCUGGCCCCCAACACGUGAUGACUCUGUAUGAGCAGGGAGGGAGGCAUGGGGCCCCCCAUCUGGUCCCGUCUGAGUGUCCCCAGCAUAACAGAGGGCCCAGGCCAGGGCAGCCAAGAGACACCUCAGAUCUGGGUGCUACCCUGUGGCAGAGAUGAGAGGGCGCUGGCGAGGAUGCUCAGCUAUCACGUAGCGCCGGGUGCCUGUGAGAGAUGGAGAUGAGGGAGCUGGCAGGGACGGUAGCUGUGAUCUCAGCUGUAGGAGGCCUGAAACGGGGAAGAAGCAUGAGGUCUCAGGGCAGGACGUUCAGCUGUCACCUCCAUUCUGGGUGCCUACAAGGAGGCACAAGCAUGAGGGACCCUGUGAGGACAGUCGCUGGUCACCUCAUCUCUGACAGUCCUAAGGGCCUCGCUGAAUUGAGACAAAUGUCACUCAGCUCUGGGACCCUACAGUGGGGAACAGGGAAAACAAACUGAUGAGGAGAGACAUCUGUCACUUAAUAUCUGUGUGCUUACCCUGCGGCAGAUGCAACUGGUCCCAGGAAGGUUUCCUGUACGUGGGUCAAAGGGCACAGAUGUUUCUGUGGUUCUCACGCCACCCGGCUGCUGCCGUCCAGAAAGAUGGGUCCCGGCGACAAGGGUGGCCCCGGCUCUCCCAGCGCGGGAGGUGACCGGGGUGCCCCGGGAGGUGUCGGGGCGCCUUCGUGAAGGAGUCUGGAGGAGCAGGCGGGAGAGCUCACGGUCCCCGAACGCUGCACCUGCCGGCUGCCCCAACCCAGCGGGAGAAGUGGACAUGAGGUUGGCAGGCCCCCUCCGCAUCACGGCCCUGGUCAUCACCGUGGGCCUCACCUGGAUCGUAGCCAGCACCCUCCUCGGUGGGCCCGGCAGCGGCUUUCCUCGCAUCCAGCAGCUCUUCACCAGCCAAGAGAACUCAGUGACUGCAGAGCCACGGGCCAGGAAGUACAAAUGCGGCCUGCCUCAGCCGUGUCCGGAGGAGCACCUGGCCUUCCGCAUGGUCAGCGGGGCUGCCAAUGUCAUUGGACCCAAGAUCUGCCUGGAGGAUAGGAUGCUCAUGAGCAGUGUCAAGGACAACGUGGGCCGGGGACUGAACAUCGCUCUGGUGAACGGGGUAAGCGGAGAGCUCAUCGAGGCCCGCGCCUUUGACAUGUGGGCAGGAGACGUCGACGAUCUGCUGAAGUUUAUCCGGCCGCUGCAUGAAGGCACCCUGGUGUUCGUGGCUUCCUACGACGACCCAGCCACCAAGAUGAAUGAAGAGACCAGGAAGCUUUUCAGCGAUCUGGGCAGUAAGAAUGUCAAGGACCUGGCCUUCCGGGACAGCUGGGUGUUUGUAGGGGCCAAGGGUGUGCAGAACAAGAGCCCGUUUGAGCAGCACGUGAAGAACAGUAAGCACACCAAUAAGUACGAAGGCUGGCCUGAGGCGCUGGAGAUGGAAGGCUGCAUCCCCAAGAGGACCGCGGCCAGCUAGCGGCGAAGUCGAGGACCAGACGAAGCGAGGCUGCGUGUGCCCAGCCUGGGAGGAGGCUCUGGCACAGGACUGAGGCCUGACCCCACGCCCAGCCAGGAGCACUCCUGCCCCGGUACGUCAGGGCUCCACGGCAGUGACCAGUGACCAGACCGUGACCAGUGGUGGGGGCUGCAUGGCGGCCCCAUCGCACUUUGUCGGGGGACCCCAGGUACCCAUCUUCUUUUCCUAAAGCUGCUCCCCUGGCCAACCCCCACCCAAGUCACAAGCACCUGCGGCCCCAAGUCUGGUAGCAGCUGCCUGGCAGGUUGGGGCAUCUUCCAGAACCUCUCCAUCCCAGAGUGGCUCACUGCUCUGCGGGGCAGUCCCAUCUCCGGUGUGAUUCGUUCUGCUGAGCCGCAUGUGGCAGCCACUCCGGGUACCUGGCUGCCUCCUGCCUCGCUCUCGCAGGAAACGGUGGCCACCUGGGAACUAGGCUGGUGAGGUCACCAGCCUGAUCGCAGUCCCUAGCGCAGCGGGCGGCAGCUCCUGCGGCUUGUCUGUCAGAGGGCCCGCCUUCUAGAUGACCUGUUAAUAAACUGGUGGCCCCUGAAGGAA